AAGCGGAAGGGCACAGAAAAGGAGAGCCUUCACCGUACGCGUGGUUCCUCGUUUCAAGUUCCUGCACAUUUUCGUUAACUUUCCGGCGACUUUCCGGCCACUGUAAGCUCCGUGGAACCUUACCGUGUUUGCUGGAGAACCUUAAUGAUGCCAAUCCCAUAGAUGUCGUGUACACUGCUUUGGAGAUUGCAGGUGGAUGAUAUUGGUGCUCUAUUUGAAGGAAGUUUAUUGUAUUCCCAUUUUCAGAAGUAGCUAUGCUAGUGACUGGAGCAAAAGAUAACCAACUCCGUGAGAGCAGUAGCCAGAAGGUUCACCCACAACCCAUGGAAGAGGCCAUGAACCAGAAACCCGAAGCAGUGGAAGCCCUUAUAUCUAAGCUUUUUGCUAACAUUUCUUCCCUUAAGUCUGCUUAUAUCCAGCUCCAAGGUGCUCAUACUCCCUAUGAUCCUGAAAAGAUCCAAGCCGCCGAUAAACUUGUAAUUUCUGAGCUGAAGAAACUAUCCGAGCUCAAACACUUCUACCGAGAAAACAACCCCAAACCAGUAUGUGUUUCGCCACAGGACUCACGCUUAGCUGCUGAGAUACAAGAACAACAAAGCCUUCUGAAAACCUAUGAGGUUAUGGUCAAGAAAUUUCAGUCUGAAAUUCAAAACAAAGAUUCUGAGAUUCAUCAGUUGCAGCAGCAGAUAGAGGAGGCAAAUCAGAAGAAGGUAAAGCUGGAAAAAAACCUCAAACUUCGAGGACUAUCAAUGAAAGAAUCAGAAGCUUCUACAGAUGAAAAUGGAAUUUCCCCUGUAGACUUGACCCCUGAUCUGUUUAUAUCGGCCGUGGAAGGCGCUUUUAAGGCCAUUCAUGAUUUCUCCAAGCCAUUGAUUAACAUGAUGAAAGCAGCUGGCUGGGACCUUGAUGCUGCUGCUAACUCAGUCGAAUCCAACGUCAUCUACGCAAAGAGAGCUCACAAGAAAUAUGCAUUCGAGUCCCACAUAUGCCAGAGAAUGUUCUGUGGCUUUCAGCAUGAAAGUUUCUCGAUCAAAGUUGACGAUCUUGCACUCAAAAAAGAGGAUUUCUUCCGGGAAUUUCUUUCAUUGAAGGACAUGGAUCCAUUAGACAUGCUCGGCCAAAACCCAGAUUACAUUUUUGGUCAAUUUUGCAGGAGCAAAUACCUACUAGUAGUCCACCCAAAGAUGGAAGCCUCAUUCUUUGGAAACUUAGAUCAAAGAAAUCAUGUGGCAGGAGGUGGACAUCCUAGAACUCCUUUCUACCAGGUCUUCCUUAAAUUGGCUAAAGCAAUCUGGCUACUACACAGGUUAGCAUAUUCCUUUGAUCCAAACGUCAAGGUAUUCCAGGUUAAAAAAGGAAACGAAUUCUCCGAGGUAUAUAUGGAUAGCGUGGUCAAGAACUUAAUCAUAAACGAAAACGACCCGAAACCGAAAGUCGGGCUGAUGGUCAUGCCGGGUUUCCUGAUUGGUGGAACGAUAAUUCAGAGUCGAGUUUUUCUCUCGGGCGUCAAGGUUGCUGAAUAAACGAACACGAUGAGCAGGUCGUGAAGGGAUCGGAAAGGUAUGUAGACGUUUAUGUAUUUGUUGAAUACGGGUUUUCUCUGUUUGUUGUAAUAAUAUAUAGAGAGAGCCGCUGUCUUUGUGUCCUGCUGUUGUUGUUAGGUUUUCUGGUGAAAGAACUCUUAGUUCUCUCCCUGUUCUCCGUCAAGGUUAUAUGCUUUGUUUUAUGUUAAUGUAUUCGUUUUUCAAGAGCAGAGAAAAUUAAAUUUUAGUGCCCCAAAAUUUUUAUUAA
Cucurbita maxima (winter squash) is the source of this 1791-nucleotide messenger RNA. Its product is annotated as protein GRAVITROPIC IN THE LIGHT 1. Gene Ontology annotation, biological process: response to red or far red light; negative gravitropism. The transcript has 3 exons. Lineage: Eukaryota; Viridiplantae; Streptophyta; Magnoliopsida; Cucurbitales; Cucurbitaceae. The coding region runs from base 255 to 1523 and encodes 422 amino acids. The record is from RefSeq and is a predicted model, not a curated record.